This is a messenger RNA of Drosophila willistoni, 1008 nucleotides long. RefSeq names its product transmembrane protein 179. The coding region runs from base 71 to 778 and encodes 235 amino acids. The transcript has 4 exons. The record is from RefSeq and is a predicted model, not a curated record. Lineage: Eukaryota; Metazoa; Arthropoda; Insecta; Diptera; Drosophilidae.
CAUAACAAAUUGCAUCGCAAUUUUUCCUUGUUGUUCUUAGAUACUCAAUUAAAAACAAACUUUGGGCAAUAUGGCCCUGGCAAAUGUUCUGCUUCUUAGCCAAAUUACAGGACAUGUCAUCCUGUUCAUCUUAUCUCUGUGUAUUGUGGUGCCACUGUUUAUAAAUCUCGAUCAGUUCUGUGGACACUGCCUACUUUUUACCACAGGAAAAUGGCGCGAGGAAGACGGCAUGUUUGAUGUAAAUUGGGCUUCUCCUGGCUUUUGCAAUUUUCCAUUAAUCACAGGAAUUUUCCUACUCAUCAUUUCGAUUGUGCAGAUCUAUCGUUAUGCCCGCAUGAAGGAGGAGGCAUCCUUUAUAGCGCUUUUCAUUGAUGUUGUUCUUGGUAUUUGGAUGUUGGCCAUGUCCAUAUUGUCGGCAAUCUUUAUUACUCUCGGUUUCAUUGUUUGGUGUGAUGGCAUGACUCAACGUUUUCCUUCAUGCGAGACAUCAGCAGGACAAAAUAUUAUACGCGGCGAUACGGAGAAAAUCAACACUUCGGGCUUCUACAUCGAAAUGGGAACCACUCAGUUUGGCGCCUGGGGAUCCUUUGCUAUAUCUGUGGGCAUUGGUGUCAUUGCCUUGCUGAAGCUGAUCAAUAAUCAUCAAGUUCGCAACAUUAAAGUCUCCAUGUAUUUGGAGCGACAACGUUUGGUCAAUCAGCAUAGUCAACAGUUUGAUGGUCGCUCAACGCCUCCAAUGGUCGCUGAUCAUUCCUCUGACUCAGAUCAGAACAAAUAGUAGCCAUUUGACGGCAAUAAUCAAGAGUUUAUCGUUCUUUACAUAUUUCUCGUCAUUUGUUUAAUUAUAGUUAUCUGUCAUUUAAUAUUUGUUCUAUUGCUGAAGAUUGAGGCACGGCAGCUGGAGAGUAUUAUUUAAGUUACUUUCGUGAUAUGUAUAUACUUUAUACCUACCUAUUUAUAUGUUUCAUGUUUAAUACACAUAACGAAUACAUUAUAAUCUCAUAGGAA